Messenger RNA from Paramuricea clavata, 908 nucleotides. Lineage: Eukaryota; Metazoa; Cnidaria; Anthozoa; Malacalcyonacea; Plexauridae. The record is from the annotation of a GenBank genome assembly.
AUGCGAGUGACACUAAUGGGAUUUGAUUUUGUAGUCAGGUAUCGACCGGGUAAGUCUAAUCCAGCUGACUGGAGUUCCAGGCAUCCUGAGACAUUGGCUUCAGAGGAACAUCAGGAAAUAGAAGAUUACGUUAAUAUGGUAAUAGGGUCAAAGAAUACGAGAACAGUGGCAUUGGAUGAUGUCAAACGUGAAACACAGGAAGAUGAGAUUUUGCAAAAAGUUGUGUAUUCAGUUAAGCAGCAAGAACCUCUUGGUAAAGAGGUGGGAGUAAAAGCGUAUGCAAGUGUGAUGUCUGAGCUAUCGGUGAUAGACGGUGUGUUACUAAGGGCAGAGCGACUGGUAGUGCCUGAGAAACUCCAAGAGAAGGUAGUAGAGAUUGCGCAUGAGGGCCAUCAAGGAAUAACCAAGACUAAGAAUUACUUGAGAAGUAGACUGUGGUUUCCAGGAAUGGACAUAUGACUGAAAGAAUUAUUCGUGGAUGCAGGCUAUGUCUAAUUGCAACUCCACAGACCGCCAGAAUGCCAUUAAAGAUGACCCCAUUGCCCAAUGAAAGGAUGGAGAAGAUAGCUGCUGAUUUCUACGGGCCACUGCCGACUGGAGAGUACCUGCUUCUAGUUACUUGCAAGUACGCAAGAUGGAUAUUCAUCGAAGUGGUGAAUUCUACGGCAGCAAGGUCGGUCAUACCCAAGUUGGAAAGAAUUUAUUCCGAAUUUGGGUACCCCUCGGAGAUUAUGGCAGAUAAUGGACCACUGUUUCGAUCACAGGAAUUCAGGGAUUAUGCGGCGGAAUGUGGAUUUCAAGUAAGGAAUAUUACACCAGCAGAACCGAAAGUGAAUGGCCAGGCGGAAAGAUUUAUUAAGAAUAUAACAAAGACGGUGCAAACAGCAAUGGCAAAAAAAGGAAUCUAG